CGGAAUGACCCAAAAGCCGAGCACGAAGAGACGAAUUCGCAGGCUUGGUGUGUCUAGAAGUUUCUUCCUCCUCUUUCUCUCCGUUCCAAGCUCUCUCAUUUUCUCUCUCUCUCUCUCUCCUCGCUUUUUCCAACCGGUGUAUUCUCUGCUCUACCAGCUCUCACUCUCUCUACUCUGUAAAAGCUCUGGAGAAAAGAAACCAUGAAUUCAGAUGGUUAUACGGUAGAAGUUACGGGCCUUUCUUCGAAAGCCACAGAGAAGGAUGUCUAUGAUUUUUUCGCUUUCUCUGGUGCAAUUGACCAUGUCGAAAUCGUCAGAUCUGGAGAAUGUGCUUGUACUGCUUACGUAACGUUCAAGGAUGCAUAUUCUCAGGACACUGCUUGCUUGCUCAGUGGUGCCACAAUCAUAGAUCAACGUGUUUGCAUAACACGCUGGGGACACUAUCAAGAUGAAUUUGAUUUUUGGAACACUCCACAGAGGAAUGAAUACGAAACUAGUUCCAGUCAUUCUGAGAGAAGUCAAUUUGUAUCUAAUGCUGGGGAAGCAGUGACUAUGGCACAGGAAGUGGUCAAAACCAUGCUAGCCAAGGGGUAUGUACUGGGCAAAGAUGCAAUAGCUAAGGCCAAAAGCUAUGAUGAAUCUCAACAAGUUUCAGCAACAGCAGCAGCUAAGGUUUCUGAGCUGAGCGAAAGAAUUGGCCUCGCUGAUAAGAUUCACGCAGGAGUUGAAGCUGUGAAAUCUGUAGAGGAGAAGUACCAUGUCUCGGAGAUGACCAAGUCCGCCAUGUUGGCAACAGGAAGAACGGCUACGGCAGCUGCGAUCACGGUUGUAAACAGUUCCUACUUUUCUAGGGGAGCUCUUUGGGUUUCAGGUGCUCUAGAUCGAGCUGCCAAAGCUGCUGCAGAUUUGGGUAACCGAGGUGUUAAUAAUUGAGGUGUAUUGUUUUCGUCUUAGUACUCCAUUUUGUUCUUGUAUACUAAGAAUCCUUGUAAACUAUUUUUAGUCCAUUGUUGUAUACCGUUGUAGAUAUUGCAGUCACUGUAAUCUGAGGAGCCAGAAAAGCUGUAAAAAUUGAAAAACAAAAAAGAAAAAGAACAUUAACAACAGCUAUCAACAA
This is a messenger RNA of Ziziphus jujuba (common jujube), 1117 nucleotides long. RefSeq names its product binding partner of ACD11 1. The record is from RefSeq and is a predicted model, not a curated record. NCBI's taxonomy places the organism in Eukaryota, Viridiplantae, Streptophyta, Magnoliopsida, Rosales, Rhamnaceae. Gene Ontology annotation, molecular function: RNA binding. The transcript has 4 exons. Bases 202 to 933 code for a protein of 243 amino acids.